AUGGCUGCUAACCAAAAUAUUACGAAAAAGAAGAAGGCCGUCCAAAAUGGAAUCUUCAAGGCCGAGCUCAACAAUUUCCUCAUGAAAGAGCUUGCUGAAGACGGUUACUCCGGAGUCGAGGUUUGUUUUUAUUCAAUUUGCUACGUUCUUUGUUACUAUAGUCUAUAGUAAAGGUGUAAAAGGUCUCCGCAGCUAAAAAUCAGAUUUAGCGACUUUGGCACAUUUUUAAUAAGAAACGGAAUGAAUGUCGAAACUAGACAGGGGGCUCAAACUUUAAAAAAAUGCUAACGAAAAAUUUUGCUUUUUUAAACAUCAGUUUUUUUCAGUCCAAUAUGUUUUUUGUUUUAAUAUAGUGACCUAACUUUUUUUAUUUAGGUACGAAGCACGCCAGCUAGAGCCGAAGUUAUCAUCAUGGCCACUCGUACGCAGAACGUUCUUGGUGAGCGUGGACGUCGUAUUAAGGAGCUGACUUCUGUUGUCCAGAAGCGUUUCGGUUUCGAUGAGGGAUCUGUUGAGGUUUCUUCAUAUUUUAAUUUUUUUGUUAUUUUAUGAAAAAAAUGGCGUUGCUUUUUAAAUAAUUAAUCCAUAAGUCGGUGGGUUAUUCAGAUGCGCAAAAACUAAGUUUGUUCCAAUAAACGAAUUAAAAUCUUUUUACCGAAAUCUCGAAAAAGAAGGCUUUGAAUUUUCUUCAAUUUUUUUUUUAUCAUUACGGGGUAGAUAGUUUCAGUUUUAUGCGAGAAAAGUUUUUGAUAGCUUUCUUCGCUUGCUUAUUAUACUGAACUUUUUUUUGACGGUGGUCCUUCAUGCAAAUUUGAUUUUUUUCAAAUUCAAAUCAUUGAGUUUGUUGUUUUAGUUGUUUUCGUUUACCUCUAAAAAGAAAUGUAUUUCAGCUUACUCUUUUUCUUAUGACAAUUAGUUCUCUUGACCUCUUAAGCCAGAGCUGCUGAUCAGACCGGGUCGAGGCGCCCCGCGAAGCGGUCAUAUUGUGAGAAGAUUUCUCCACAGUUACUCAAUGAUAUGAAUGAAUUUUCAUUUUCUUCGACUAUUAGAUUUAUUUAUUAGUGGUUACUUUGCAGAUUUUCUCACUUAAACUUCAUUUUUACUCAUCUACUAAACGGGGCGGGGCGCCCCGUCAGCAGCACUGUUUUAAGCUAUUAGAAUCAUUUGCCAACCUCAAUAUUUCGUCACGUAAAGUUCACGCAUGUUUGAGAACGAGCUCAGUGAAACGGUCAGUCUUGCGCUGUUUGUCGAUGUAACAAGAUAAGUCAAAUCUCAAAAAAAUUUUUUUGUAAACUAUCGUAAUCCAGCCGAUCGCCUUAAACAACAGCCAAAAAAAAAAUAAUUGGUUUUUGCGCACUUUUUAUUCACUGGUUCAUGAAAAGUGCAUAAUUUUAAAUAUUUUUUGUUGUGUGUAAUUUUCAAAUAUUUGUCACACAUGAAAAAGAAAAAAGUUAUUUGGCUCGAAUACAGUGGUCGAAACGAGGCAGAUUUCCACUGCGUCUCUUUGGAAGGAUUUUUUCAAAGUUAGUUUGAAAAAAAAUGUAGCUGUUCUCUCGAAAAAUCAGGUCUGAAUUUCAUAUGGUUCGACCCUUAUUCCGCGACUAUUUCUUAUGUUCUUAAAGCAAGUCUUCUAUUGCUGUUCGAAAUAAAAUCUAUUAUUCGUUCAAAAUCACGAAAAGAAUCGCAGAGGAGCGCGGCAGAACCCCACAUCGUAAUUUUCGCGACUUAUGCCAAUUUUAAAGCUAAUUACGCGCAGAAAAAAGUUUUUGGCUAAAACGAAACGCAUCCGAUUCUCACAGCGUGAUUAGACGGCUCUGCCUACUUGGCAAAUUUCGAAUAUGUAUUUACUGUUAAAAUAUUUUUCUUGUGGGUUACACUAAGAAUAACUGACGAGAUAAACGCGAGGUCGGUGGCGGUACAUUGACGAGCUCGCAAACAUCUCGCUUUUUUCUAGGCGCGAUCUCGCAUUUAUCUCGGCGCGACAUCGCGUUUUUCUUGGCGCCAUCUCGCAUUUCGGAAAUUUCAAAUUGCGAGAGAAAUGCGAGCUCGCGCCCAGACAAAUGCGAAACCGGCGCGAGAAAAAAAGCGAGAUGUUUGCGAGCUCGUCAAUGUACCGCCAGUGUCUCGCGUUUAUCUCGGCAGUUAUUCUUAGUGUUAGGCUGCACAUCUGUUCAGCCCGUCCGGUUUGGCACUCUGUAGGUUGAAUUUGUGCAUACACCCAUGGCGGUUUUUGGGCGAUAUCUUCGUUAUCAACGCGCUUUUUGUACGAAAAAAAUGAACAAAUUUAAAGAAAAACACGUAUAAAACAUUUAAAGAUACAAAUUUAGUUUUUUUAAUAAUCAAGUUUUUUUGCGAACGCUGGCAAGCCUUGAAAAAAAUGGCCUAAUUUGGGAAAUGCGUCUUUAGUAAGUGAAAAGUCUUUUUUUUUCUGUAAUUUUUUAUCUAUUAAAGUCGGAAAUUGCCUUCUUAAUUGUAUUCAAUACCAAAAAUGAUCAAAAAUGGUCUAGUAUGGACAGCGGAGACGGCGCAGUGCAAACCGGACGGGUCCCUGUAGGUCUGAACUGGUGUGGCUGGGCCAAAAAAUUACGCUGUGGGGAUCUGCCGUGUUUCCCUCGGAUUUUUGAACGAGUAAAUAUUGUUUUGCUACGCUCGUCUGAACGCGGACUCAGCAUGAGCAUUAAAUAGCUGGUAAUUCCAAUAUAUUAAUUGCUCUAAAAAGCCAUCACCUGGAUAUGUGAAUUCAAAAAGCAGAGCUGGACAAUGAGAGAAUAGCCCUGCGAAGAGGUCACUUCAAAAUCGGCGUUGGUUUUCUUGACUUUUUUUCCUUGUUUUUUUCACAUAAUAGUUGAUGUCUGUUCUGAGUCAUUAUGUUUCGAUGGAUUUCUUUUAUUUCUUAGAGGAUUUCGUGAACAGUUUUAUCUGGGUUCGCUAUUUUACGAAAUAAUGAUGACCUAUCCGAAAAUUGAUGGAAUUGAAUUGCGAGGUUUCUUUUCGGAAAAUGCAAACAUAUUUGCAGAGUAAAGCAAGAAAAACUAGUCAAAUAUAAAUAAUAAGAAUCUUCUUUUUUUUUUUACUUCGCGUCUAAUUUUGAUGAUGUCGUGUUUCGACCGCUGAUGAACACAAAAAUUUUCCACUCACUUUCUAUCAAAUAAUGCGUCUUUCUCGCAUACACGUAGUCAAAGAUUUGCUGCUGAAAAUAUAUUUUAUUUUUAUUCCUUCUUUGCGCAUUCUCCAUCAACUUCUUUUUAGAAGAAAAUUAAUAUAGGUGAAUAUUUCCAACAAUCGUUUUCUAAGAUUCAAACUUUCAAAGAUUCGGGCCCCCCAAGAUAGUUUUUUGCACAAUUCACGAAUAUUCGUGAACCCAAAACUCUUUCUUACCAUGGUACUAUCAAUAAGACAAUAAAAAGUAGUCUUUGAAUUUAGAACUUUGUGACUCGAGAAUUCGAAUAUUCAUUGAAAAAACCACAAGACUUUGAGAAUUUGAAGUUUGCGCGUUGAAAUCAUCGUCCAAAGUGGCAUAUCGCGAUAUAUUCUUGUCGGAAUCAUUAUUUUUAAUAGUUUGCGGAACACUAUGCCGUGUUCAAAUAACUUUCUGAGAAAUUCAAAAACAUCUCUGACUUACCGAAAAAUUAGCUAUCUCUUUCACUCCGACGGCUAUUUUGAAUUUCGCGGGAAUUACUUUAAGAAUUACUUGUGCUCGCAUGCUGAGCAGGGUAACCCAGAGGUGCUAAUACGGGGUCUCAGCGGGUGCCCCCGUAUUGAACCCGUAUAAGCCCAGCUGGUAGAACUUUUGGCAGUUUUUUUUUUCUCUACUGAGACCCCGCUUUAGCCCAAUUGGGUUACACAUUCUUCUUACACCCAAUGUUCCCCCGUUUUAGCCCAACUGAGACUAAAAUAACCUCAGAAACACGGGUUUAAUACGGGUACACCCGUUGAGACACCUGCUCAGCAUGCGAGUGCGUCAGGCCGGCCGGACCUGCCUGGGUAAUUUCAAGCUUAAAAAAAGAUUCUAAAUCAAAAGUCAUUUUAUCUUGUAAAAUCAUAGUUCUUGUUGAACUGCAAAUGAAAAAAAUAUUCAAAAAAACAUGUUUUUUUGUUGUUAAAAAGUUUGAUAUUCUUGAACGACUUGAACAAAAUUUGAGCGUUGUGUGUGUUUUUGCUUGAGGCCUCGCCGGGCUUAGGAAAUGGUCGAGGCGCUGAUAGACUGACGGGCCGGCCCUCGCACAAGCCAGAAAUUACCAAAAUGACGUUAAAUACAGCAUGAGAAAUAAAAGUUUGAAAAUAGAAAGAAUGUUUCAAACAAAAAUGUAUGGGGCGAAAGGAACAACCUGAAGUUAUCCGCUUCAAAACAAUGUUCAUGUGGUAUUUAGCUCUACGCCGAGAAGGUGUCAAACCGAGGACUUUGCGCGGUCGCGCAGUGCGAAUCUCUUCGUUACAAGCUGGUUGGAGGACUUGCCGUCCGUCGCGCUUGCUAUGGUGUUCUCCGUUUCAUCAUGGAGUCUGGAGCCCAGGGUUGCGAAGUAAGCUUUUUUUUUUUCUCCAUUUAACUUCAUUUUCAUGGUGUGUUCAAAGCAAUUUCGGGAGAUCCAAAAUAAAUAAAGAAGAAAUAAAAGAUUUUCUCGCUCAAUCAAUUUUUUGAACUACGGUAAAAACGAAUUUGGUUUCAUUCAAUUUUUUAAACUUUUUUCUUCUAAUACUUUCAGUUUUUCGUCUUUUCAAUUUUUUUUUUUGAUAUUUUUCCGGUUAUGCACUGAUUAUGAAAAAAAUUAAACAUCGUUACCUGACGGAUAAAAAAAUGUUGACUAGCCUCUUUGAACGAUUUUAACAAUCGCGUUUAGGUUGUUUUUUGUCAAAUUAGAUGAUGAGGUUUAAAUUCUUUUUUUUUUCAAUAAGUCUUCUAGCAUGUUACCGACAAAAGGACUUUAAAGAUCAAAUAUGAAUCGAAAACUUGAAACUUCAAAGCAACAGAAUUGGUAAAAUGGUGGAAUGAAUCAAAGUUUUGAUAAGAGCUUUUUUUUUUUUGAAUUUACGCAUUCACUCAGAAAAAAUUAUUCAACGCAAUUGUAGGUCAUCGUCUCCGGAAAAUUGCGUGGACAACGUGCGAAGGCAAUGAAAUUUGUCGAUGGACUUAUGAUUCACUCCGGACACCCAGUCAACGACUAUAUCCAGCAAGCUGUCCGACACGUUCAACUGCGACAAGGUUUGUAGGUUUUUUUUUUCUAUUUUAAGGUAAUUUUUCGGUAAAAAUAAAGAAAAGUUCAGGUGUUAUCGGUAUCAAGGUCAAGAUCAUGCUUCCUCACGAUCCUCGUGGACAGAACGGCCCUAAAAACGCUCUUCCUGAUCACGUACACAUUGAAGAGCCUGCUGAAGAGAUUCUCCCCAAAGAGCCUCACUCCCAGCAUAAAGAAGAAAAGAAAGAAGCUCCCCUGGCCACUGCUGUUCAGCAACCUGUUGCUCCUGUCAGCUAA
Messenger RNA from Caenorhabditis auriculariae, 5468 nucleotides. Lineage: Eukaryota; Metazoa; Nematoda; Chromadorea; Rhabditida; Rhabditidae. The record is from the annotation of a GenBank genome assembly.